Molecule: messenger RNA, 1832 nt
Organism: Hydra vulgaris (swiftwater hydra)
Lineage: Eukaryota; Metazoa; Cnidaria; Hydrozoa; Anthoathecata; Hydridae
Product: neuronal acetylcholine receptor subunit alpha-10
Biological process (GO): chemical synaptic transmission; signal transduction; monoatomic ion transmembrane transport
Cellular component (GO): postsynaptic membrane; neuron projection; plasma membrane
Molecular function (GO): acetylcholine-gated monoatomic cation-selective channel activity; transmembrane signaling receptor activity
Source: RefSeq, a predicted model, not a curated record
AAAAAUUAAUAACAUUUUUGAUUGAUAAAUCUAUUUAGCCUAAGUAAGUCUAUAGUGUGCAUCGAACAACUUCACCCUAACAAUUAAAAGCCUGUUACGACACCAGCGCGUACAAAGACCAUAUCCUGACCGCAUUUGAACAAUUGCCGGGAUUUUGUUGUUAUAAAAUAGUUAAGCAUAGCUAAAAAAAGUAUGGUAGAUAUCAAAAAACUUAAAUAUGUUGCUUCGAUACUAAUGUUCAUUUUAGUUGCUGGAAAAAAACCUGUCACCCGUCCAGAAGUUGAGCUACUAAACGUUUUAUUCCGUAACUAUAAUUAUGACGCCCUUCCCACUGAACCUGGAAAACCAGUCAACUUAACCUUUGAUCUAGCUAUAAGACAAGUUCUAGAUAUGGAUGAAAAAAGCCAAAUUUUGGAAGUGAGCUCUUGGAUUAGACAUUAUUGGAAUGAUCCAUAUUUAACUUGGAAUUCUAGUGAAUGGGAAGGUAUAACCAACAUUGCAGUUACACCUGAUAAGAUUUGGAAGCCAGAUAUAACGCUUUAUAAUAACGCUGAAAGAGAAUUCCAAGGACUGGACCAGUUUGGAAAAACUAAAGUUACUGUUUAUAGUGAUGGUAGAGUUGUAUGGUUAAUACCGAAAAUUUUACGAAGCGCUUGCAAGCUCGAAAUGACUUAUUUCCCAUUUGAUAAUCAAGUAUGCUCGUUGACUUUUGGCUCUUGGGCUUAUGAUCAAACAAAUGUUGAUCUUUUUCCGCGUCGUCCAAAAGGAGAUUUGUCAUAUCUCUCAAAAAACGGAGAGUUUAUAAUCGACGGUUUUGAAGUUAGACGGACCUCAGAGAUGUUUAAUUGUUGUCCAAACCCAUAUGUAACUUUAAGUUAUUACAUCUCGCUUCACCGAAGAGCCAAGUUUUACUUGUUUAAUCUAAUUAUUCCUGGUGCUUUAAUAGCUAUUUUGUCGUGUUUCUCAUUCUUUCUUCCUCCUCUUACCGGGGAGAGAGCUGGAUUGGUUAUUACAAACUUUCUUUCUUUGUCCGUCUACGUUUUGAUUGUCUCAGAUUCUGUUCCACCAAGUUCUGAUACAGUGCCAUUGUUGGUUAAAUUUUAUACGGUGUUAAUGUGCGAAAUUGGUCUUGCGCUAAUGUCGAAUUGCGUAAUUAUAAUGGUAGCUGCAAAAACAGUUCCUGUUCCUAAUAUUGUAAGAGUAAUCUUUUUCAACAACCACAUCCAUAACUGCGUUGAGUAUAUGAAAAACAGGUUUUUUUCUAAACUCAAAACUAAACAAAACUUCAAUAGAACAAUUUUUAUUGAUGUUAAAGACGAUCCUGAAAAUGAUACCAAAAGAAAGGAACCAAAAAAUACGUUUAUUAUGAUAAAAGAGCGACUUUUUAAUGCAAGAAUGACCGUUUGUAAUGAUAAGGUUAGUAAUACGGAAAAAAAACCUCUUCACCCAAUAGUUGAGCGGACAACGUCGCAACAAUCCAACUUACGACCUGAAUAUGAAAUGCAUUCCAACAUUGGCAAAGAGGAUCAAAAUAGUUUAAACAAUAUAAACCAUUUUUUUGCUACUAACACUAUGGAGCAAAAGAUUCGACAAGAUUGGGAACACGUGGUCAGAAAAAUUGAUCAAAUUUUUUUUGUUUUGUUCAUGGUUUUGAUUACUCUUAGCGUGAUUAUUAUCUUCUCUGCUGCUCCAAACAUUCAUUUUUGAAGUUUCAAGUUAUAGAAACUGAAAACCAACCGUCAUCAUAUAAAUAUUUUAAAAUCUCUUAAUUGGAGUUUGCAAAUGGUGUUAAUUAAAAACAGAUUUAAAAAUUUCAAAGUUACUGAUUAAAA